CUCUACUGAGGCACACACACACACAUAGGAAUCCGCCGAGUUGGAGAAAGUGAUACUCGUUUACGCGUAACGAUCACCGACAGAAGGAGGCUCGUCCCGCCACGAACGCCAUCAGUCGUUAGGUGAACGUUCCAAGAGUGACGCACAAUGUGGUACCGGACAAUUCCGCUCGUUGCUGUCAUCGUUUGGGUCUGGCUGGGACUACCUCAAACAACUGUGGCCACUGGGUACCCUUGCGCGUUGCGUCAGUAUUCGAGUGGAUCGGUCUGCGUGUGUAAUGUGACGUACUGCGACACGCUGGAGUUUGAGGAUCCGACGGUGCCGGGCAGCUUUGUGCUCGUGUCGAGCAGCUCCGGUGGUCUGCGAUUCGCCUUGACCAAGGGCAGCUUUUUGCGCACCAAAGGCGGACCGUCGUCACCGCCACCACCGAGGAAGCGGUCGAGGGCAACCGAGAAUGACAUCACGAUCACGAUCGAUCGGACUCGUCGGUAUCAGACGGUGGAAGGUUUCGGCGGUGCCUUUACCGGUGCCGUUUCGUACAAUUUGGCCAAGCUGCGUGCGCCGCUGCGGGAAAGUCUCUACAAAUCGUACUACUCCAAAGAGGUAGGAAUCGGCUACAGCUUCAUGCGCAUUCCGAUCGGUGGCUGCGAUUUCGAUCUCGACCCGUGGGCCUACAACGAGCUCCCGACGAACGAUGGUGCGCUGUCGAACUUUACCACCCUGGACGAUCGAGAUUUGGUCAAGGUGUCGCAAAUCAAGCAGCUCAUGGAGGUAACGAACAACAGCGAUAUACGCGUUAUUGGCGCUGCCUGGAGUCCUCCGCGGUGGAUGAAAACGAACAACGACUGGACCGGGGCGAGUCGGCUGAAACCCGAGUACUAUCAGGCCUGGGCCGACUACCACGUGCGCUACCUGGAGCUGAUGAAAGCGGCCGGGCUAGAGUUUUGGGCCAUUUCGACUGGAAACGAGCCGCUCAACGGGGUGAUCGGUUUUCUCUUCAUCCACUUUAUGAGCCUAGGCUGGACGGCACCAGAACAGGGGCGCUGGGUCGGCCAGUACCUGGGACCGACACUGCGUAAAUCUUCCGUGAGCUCGGUAAAGCUGUUCGGUUGCGACGAUCAGCGGUACACGUUUCCCUGGUGGUUCAAGUUGAUGGAUCAGGGUCAUGCCAAUGCGACCAGCUACCUGGACGGCCUGGCGGUACACUGGUACUGGGAUGGUGUUGCCCCGCCGGCUCUGCUUGACCAGACCGCCACCAGCUACCCCGGCAAGUGGAUCUUCAACACCGAGGCGUCGCUGGGCGAUAAACCCCUGCAACAGCAUCGGCCCAUUUUGGGCUCGUGGGAACGGGCCGAAUCGUACAUUCUUUACGUGCUGCAGGAUUUGCAGCACAGCGUCAACGGGUGGAUCGACUGGAACCUGGUGCUGGACGAGCGCGGCGGUCCAAACUACGCGAAAAACUACGUCGAAAGCGCGGUGAUCGCCAACAUUACCUCGAAGGAGGAAGCGUACAAACAACCGAUCUUCUACGGGCUCGGACAUUUCUCGCGCUUCAUUUUGCCCGGCUCGGUGAGGCUGGAUGCUCAAAGUGCAAGUAGCAACGUGGUGGCAUUGGCCUUUGAACGGCUGGACAACAAAACCGUCGUGGUGUUUUACAACAAAGCCAAUACCCAGUCAAUUGUGCGGAUCGAAGACAAACGGUAUGGCAGUAUUCGACUCCAGCUUCCCGGAAAGUCGGUCCAUUCGUUCCUAUACGCUUAGGGUUAAGAUAUGGAACAAUUUUUUUUGUUUCAAUUAGGCUAUAUAAGGAUUAAAAAUAGAACAAACAGAUCAUACGUUGGACAUAAGGCAUUGCCGAUUUACUGUCAUUGAGGUACCAUCAGAAAUAUCGUCGAUUAAGCGAACACCAGUAAUGCUAACAUAUCAUUGUCAUUAUAAUGCGAAUUACUCUAAAUCAUUCUGAAAAAUAAGCACCUAGUAGCAUAUUCAGCAAAGUAUGAUACAUAUUAAUGAUUAUUUUAAAGGCAUACACAUA
Messenger RNA from Anopheles coustani, 2035 nucleotides. RefSeq names its product lysosomal acid glucosylceramidase-like. Gene Ontology annotation, biological process: glucosylceramide catabolic process. The coding region runs from base 148 to 1761 and encodes 537 amino acids. The transcript has 3 exons. The record is from RefSeq and is a predicted model, not a curated record. Gene Ontology annotation, molecular function: glucosylceramidase activity. NCBI's taxonomy places the organism in Eukaryota, Metazoa, Arthropoda, Insecta, Diptera, Culicidae.